Symbiodinium natans is the source of this 828-nucleotide messenger RNA. The record is from the annotation of a GenBank genome assembly. Lineage: Eukaryota; Dinophyceae; Suessiales; Symbiodiniaceae.
AUGGCCAUGCGACCUCUUGGACUCGAGGUCCCAAAAACUGUCGCGGGUUUCGGCGAACAUCUGUUCGAGUUCAAUGAGGCUGACUGCCGGGCUGCAUGCCGUCUGGAUGCGACAUGUUCCGGCUACAUUAUGCAAGUAAACCAGUGCUACCGAAGUCGUGAAGUCCAAAGAGGAGGCCCAGAGAGUGCUGUGGUCAAGGUCACGAAAUGCACCGAGGACUCGGCAUGCAUGGAGGUCACGCACGGCGACUGGUACAAGGCUGGAAUCUACUGCCCUGUCUCUCGUGAUCUGUUUCGCAGCAGCAUGCUCUACCGCAAGGACGGGAUGACACCCGAAGAGACUCUCUAUCUGGCCAAGUACUCGAGCUCUUUGGAUGGUGCUUUGGAAGGCGUCAGCGCCUCUAGUGAUGGUUCCUGGAUCCUCCGGCAGGCAAUGCCGGAGCUGGAUUUUAUUGACCCGGAGUCAGGGGAGGUGGAACUUCGUGGCCCUGUCGUGGCGUCUCCUCUGAUUGUUGGAGUGACUGCUCAGCUACUGCCUUGCAUUGGCAGUAACGCCGGAAAUCCGUCCGCCUACCAAUAUUCGAUCUUGGACCAGCGCGAGAACUUCCGGGUUGACGGCGGUUUCGCCUUCAAGUUACUGGGCAGGUUGUCCUGGCCAGGCAGCGGGCUCGCGGACCAAGUCUGGAAGCAGACGUCGGACCCCUUGACGAGUUGGACUGUCGAUGGCUACGAGGCCAUCGAUGCACCGCACGGAAGCGGCUUUCGAGGGCUGUCCAAGAGCCACGUCGCACUCAUGGACGGCAAUAACGGUGGCAGUUGGUGGUAUGCC